AUGACAGGAAACGUAGUAGACCGUCUUUCAAGCAUACAUCGUCCUGUGACGACGAAUGGUCUUUACGACAAUAGUACAAUACCAACUGCGAUUAUUAAUGAUCCAUCGUAUGCCAUAACAGUCGCAACAACUCUUGCGCUGACUGUUGGUGUUUUACAGGUUAUUCUUAGUAUUUGUCGACUUGGACUUGUUACGGCAUUUUUAUCGGACGCUUUUAUCAGUGGUUAUACUACUGGAACAGCUGUGCUGGUGUUCACAAGCCAGAUCAGUGAUAUUUUUGGAUUGACGAUUAAACGUUAUGUUGGACCAAUGAAUAUUACGUAUAUUGAUAUAUUUAAGAACCUCAAGAAUACAAAUCCAGCAACAUUUAUCGUCUCUUUAUGCUCAAUCGUUUCACUGAUUCUUGUCAAAGAGUUUAUAGAUCCGUUUUAUAAAAGACAACUGAAAAGAUUAAAAAUGUUUAAAAAUCUACAAAUUCCGAUACCAAUUGAAUUAGCUGUGAUCAUAGUUGGAACCGUUGUUUCACAUAUGGCUGAAUUAAACCCCAGAUAUCGUGUAAAGAUUGUAAAAAAAAUUGAUAGUGGAUUUCCAAUCCCUCGUGUGCCAAAUAUUACUUUACUCCCAUUAGUUAUCAAAGAUGCCGUUAUUAUUGCAAUUGUUUCAUUUGCAAUUUCCGUCAGCUUAGCAACAACCAUUGCAAAACGAUUCAAAUAUGUUGUAGAUGGAAAUCAAGAAUUAAUGGCAUAUGGUUUAUGUAGUGCUGUUGGUUCAUUUUUCUCUUGUUUUCCUUCGGCAGCAUCCUUAUCUCGCACAAGCGUCUAUGUCAAUGCUGGUGGAAAAACACAACUUGCAAGUUUAAUAUCAUCUGGAUUUCUAUUAAUUAUCAUUUUGAAAAUUGGUCCAUUCUUUCAACCAUUACCAAAGGCGUGUUUAGCUGCGAUCAUUGUCGUUGCACUAAAAGGUUUGUUUUUACAAACAAAAGAUAUAUGGACAAUUGGACGUAUAACAAAGUUAGAAUCUAUUGUUUGGAUUAUAACAUUCUUAAGUACAGUUCUUCUCGAUAUCGAUUUGGGUCUAAUUAUCGGUAUCCUUGUCUCGCUUGUUAUCGUGAUAAUAAGGCAGUUUAGACCGCGUACAACAAUACUCGGACAAUUUGCUCGUACUGAAGUGUAUAAAAAUACAAAACGUUAUUCAAAUGUACAUGAAAUAUCCAACAUAAAAAUUUUUCGAUUUGAAUCUUCCAUCAGUUAUUUUAAUGCCGAUUAUUUUCGUUCAAGUUUAUUAGAUACCAUUGGAGUAGAUUUGACCAAGAAUCGUCAACAUGAACAUAAAAAUAUCGAUACAUUAAUUGCCAAUAGUUAUCGUUUAACGUAUGUGAUUAUUGAUUGUUCAUCAAUAAAUCAUAUAGAUUAUACCGGUGCAAAAAUUUUUAUACAAACUCUUAAGGAUCUGAACGAUGUUGAAUUGAAAGUACACUUGUAUUAUAUUUAUGAGUUGCUUGAGCGAUUAAAAAUGUCUGAAACAUGCAAUGUUGUUCUUACAGCUACGGUUCAUGAUGCUGUUCGUAAUAUUAAAGAAAAAAUGUUAGAGAAUGACGCUCAGCUGAAUGUUGUCUUAGAUCGUUAUUCUUUACCUGAUGGAAUAAGUAAAACAUCGUCGAUUUCUUCGAUGUAUAGGGUGUAUACAGUAGAACAAAGUGAUCUAGUUAAUACCGAUGUUGAACGUUCGGUUGAUCUUAUUUCUCAUUUACCAAAAUAUACAAUAGUAAUAACAGUCGAAAAUCGUGGCUCAAAACCAGUACGAACGUAUGAAUAUUAUGUUGAAUCUCAAUAUGGAAAUAAUGUUGCCUAUGUUGGCGCUUCUGCCAAAGCGCAAGAUGAUGAAGAUAAGUUACCUUUUACUGUUAAAAAGGGAACAUCAACAGAUAAAAGCAAGGGUAACUUAUAUGUAAUUGAAUUUCCAAAUGAUAUUAAGCCUGGUAAAAAGUUCACAUUUGAAGUGGAAGUGGUUCAUGUUCAUGCCUUAAAACCCUAUCCAACUGAAAUAGUACAAGGUGAACGUCAAUUAAUUCAGUAUAAAAUGAAUGUUUAUUAUAAUACAAAAUAUCCGACAGUCACACAGAAAACCAUUAUCACAUUGCCAACAGAUCGAGCUGAAUCCUAUGCACAAUUACCAAAACCGGUGAAUAAAAAUGAUCAAACAAUUACUUAUGGUUCAUACGAAAAUAUACCAAAUUUUUCAAAUCAAGAAAUAACAUUACAUUAUGAAAAUAAUAAUCCAUUUUUAACAAUAAGUAAUUUAAAUCGUUGGAUUGAAGUAUCACAUUGGGGAAACAUUGCUAUUGAAGAAACAAUUGAUAUGUAUCACAGUGGUGCAAAAUUAAAAGGACCAUUUUCCAGAUUAGAUUUUCAACGUCGACAAGAUAGUUAUUCGGCAGUCAAAGCAUUUAAAACAUCAUUACCAGCUGCUGCACGUGACAUAUAUUAUCGCGAUGAAAUUGGUAACAUUUCAACGAGUCAUGUGCGUGAAAUGUCCGAUCAAGUGGAAGUUGAAAUUCGUCCACGUUUUCCGUUAUAUGGUGGUUGGAAAACUUAUUAUAUUCUCGGCUAUAAUGUUCCAUCGUAUCAAUAUUUAUUUAACAAAGGAAAUAAUUAUGUAUUAAAGAUGCGUUUAGUCGAUCAUGUUUAUGAUGAUCAAUUACUUGAACAAGUUUUUAUUAGAAUUGUUUUACCCGAAGGUGCCAGUAAUAUUGAAUUUUAUCCACCAUCGUAUGAUGUUCAACGUUUACCAGAUGAAAAACAUUAUACUUAUUUGGAUACUAGUGGUCGUCCGGUUGUUGUUUUACAAAAGAAAAAUGUUUUAUUCAAUCAUAUUCAAGAUUUUGAAGUACAUUAUACAUUUGAAAAAUAUUUAUUAUUCCGUGAACCAUUGUUAAUUGUUGGUGCAUUAUUUUGUCUAUUUUUUGCUGUAACAAUGUUGACUCGAUUAAAUUUUUCUAUAACAAAAAAUGGAGGCAAUGAAUCACGCUUAAGAUUACAAGCAAUUUGGGAUCAAGUUAUUGAUUUAAAUUCAAAACGUUCACAUUUAUAUCAAAAAUUUGAUGAUGCUUUGACUACGUUGAAAACAAGCAAAGAUAUACGAGGAUCCAAUGAGACACGAAAAAAAAUUGAAAACGAAUUAAAAUCAAUUAGUCAAGAUUUAAAUCUAUUGGCACUAAAAGCAAAAAAUGAUAGCAUCGAUGGAUCGGAAAAGAUUGCUGAAUUACAACGUAUUGAUGCUCAAGUUCGUGAACUACACCAGACGUUAAGUGGUCAUGCAGAAAAAUUAGUAGCAAAUAAACAAACAAAACAAGUAUAUUCAGAAAAUGAAUCAGGUAUUCGUAGUAAAAUGCGUGAAUUCAAUUCACGUGUAUCGGCAAUUAUUAACCAAUAUUAA
Didymodactylos carnosus is the source of this 3435-nucleotide messenger RNA. The record is from the annotation of a GenBank genome assembly. Lineage: Eukaryota; Metazoa; Rotifera; Eurotatoria; Philodinida; Philodinidae.